Messenger RNA from Bolinopsis microptera, 1077 nucleotides. RefSeq lists its product as uncharacterized. The transcript has a single exon. The coding region runs from base 1 to 1077 and encodes 358 amino acids. The record is from RefSeq and is a predicted model, not a curated record. NCBI's taxonomy places the organism in Eukaryota, Metazoa, Ctenophora, Tentaculata, Lobata, Bolinopsidae.
AUGGGUAUGUAUGGAGUCGGUCAACGUAACAGCAAUGGCCAACGUUUGCUUGAUUUUAUGAUUGAGAAGGAUUUUUAUGCCUGUAACACAAGCUUCAAACAUUCAGCUCGUCACAUUACAUCAUGGCACGGUACUACUACAGCCCGAGGUGACCCUGACAAGACCGUGAAAUACUACAAGCAGAUUGACUACAUCCUUUGUAAAUCUAGCUACAAAGUGAAUAUCACGGACGCUCGUUCAUACGGAGGAGCCCUACUCAAAUCAGAUCACAAGCCUGUAGUCGCUCGCGUCACACUCCACCAGAAGUACCUUGUCCAUAAGAAGCACAAGACGUCCAGAAAGCUUGACCUCAAGAGACUACAAGAUCAUGGAGUUAAGAAGAAGAUGCUGAGUACGUUUGAGAAGAAAGUAAGAAUGAGACCCAAGACAGGCAACCCCAACGAUGACCUCAACAACCUGAUAACAGAUGCCUAUAACACUGCUGACGAGGUGCUAGGAACUAUACCUCCAAAAAAACACAAAUCCUUCAGUACUGAUCCUGAGAUCGCUGAACUGUCACUUGAACGCAAGCAGCUGGUGAUUGCGAAUAUGCAGAACAAAUUCCCGACCAACAGGAAGCAUGUCAAGACCAACAUCAACCAGCUAAGACGUAAGAUCACAAAGAGACUCAGAGAUAUCAACAACCGCAGUGCUGACACACUCGUCGAAGAGAUAAACAACACAGACGACGCCCGGAGAUACUUUGGAGCCUCUAAGAUACUCGCCAAAGGAUAUGUUAGACCAGCUCUAACCGUCCACAAAUCUGCUGGGAAUAUCGCAGGUACUAAUGAGGAGAAAGCGAGGAUUAUUAAGGAGUACUUUGAAGCUGAGUUCAACGACGCCGAUGAGCCUACCCUUCCUGCCUUCCUUGACCCCCCAUCUAGCCUUAACAGUCCCAUCACCGUUGCAGAGAUAGAGAGAGCCAUCAGUAAACUCAAGUCUGGUAAAGCAGUGGGUAUUGAUAAAGUUCCUGGCGAGGUCAUGAAAGCCCUGAACAACCCCCUCCUUCAUGAAGUACGUGUACUUGUACUUGAUUAG